UAGUACUAAACUAUACAUAAUUUAACCAAUCAAUAGAGAUUACAUACUUAGUUACCGCGUAGAUUUUGCCGCGAAAACGUUACAUUCAUUGUUUAUAAAAUAGUAAUUAGUUAAAUAUUUAUUGAUAAUUUUAACAUUAUAUAAUAUUUUUUAAUUUUAAAUAAAUUUAUAAAUAAUGAUUGAAUCUGAUCAAAGUGAUAAAGAACAACAGGAUGAAAUGUCACCUUUAGCAGUUUCUAAUAAUUCUGUAGAUGUAAAUGAACAUGGAAAAAAAAGGUUACGAGAAGAAAUUUCAGAAAAUCAAAUAUUAAAUGUACCGUCUAAAAAAUUAUGUAUAUCUAUUGAUGAAACAAAAUCUGAUAAAUAUGACAUUGAAAAUAUUUCAGCAUUACAUACUGAAGAAAUAAAAGAUAAUAUAAAGGAUAUAAAAAAUAUUGAUAGUAACAAAGAUAAAAUGUUAGAAGAAAGUACAAGUGAAAUAACAAAAGAUUCGUAUGUUGAAACAUCUAAUAUUAAAAAUAAUGAAAUAUCAAUUAAUAAUGAAACUGAAAUUAAAAAAGAAAAAGAACCUAAUAUUUCACUAGAUAUAAAACAGCAGGAAAAUGUACAUAUAGAAGAAACCAUGAUAAAUCUCAAAGAAAAUAUAGAAAAUGUUACAAUAGAAGAAACAAUGGAAAUGCUUGAUAAGGAAGAUAAUGUUAAGCCAAAAAGAAAAAAUAGAAAGUUUAAAAUUGAAGAUGCUGAGGUUGUAGAAGGUUUGGAACUUUCUGUAGAAUGUGCUAGUGAUAAAGGAUCUUCAAGUUCUUCUGAAAGUGAAGAUAGAAAUAAAAGGCAACUUAUGCCCAAAACUAUAAUUAUCAAAGCAAAACCUAAUGAUUCAGAACUUGAAAUUAGUUCUUCUGAAGAAGAAAAUAAAUUAGAUUCACAGAAUAUAUCUAAACUAAAAUUUAAGAAAACUGUAAAAGGGAAAAAAAGAAAUAGAACAUCUUUUAGUGCAAUAAAAAAUACUGAUUCUGAAGAAAAUAAUGAUGAUAAUUCAGAUGAAGAUUAUAGUCCAAAAACUAAAAAGAAACUUAGAAAAUCUACAAAAUCAUCUACAGAAUCAAAAAAAGAAUAUAAUAAAGCAAAAAAAGGAAUGAAAAGAUCAAUUGAAAAUUUAGAUGGUGAAGAUGAAAAUUCUAAUAUAACAGAAGAGCUAAAAUCAGAAGAAAGUAUAUCUGAUAUAAAAUCAGGAAAAAGCAAAAGUGAAAAUGAAAGCGAAGACAGUGAAAAUACUUCUAGUGAUGGAAAAAGAAAGAAAAAUAUAAAAGCUGAAGAUGACAAAAGAAUACAAAUGUUAAAAAAAUACAUUAGAAUUGCUGGAAUACAUGUAAAAUCUUAUAAUGAUCUUUGGGGUAAUUGUAAAUCAAAUACUGCAAAAAUAAGAUGUCUCAAAGAAUUAUUGACAAAAAAUGGAAUUAUUGGCAGACCAACUGUAGAGAAAUGUAAAAAAGCUAAAAAAAGAAAUGAAAGACUUAAAGAUGUUGCUGAAUUAAAUACAAGCAAUAUUAUUUCAGAAGGACGUAUCACACGUGCUCAAAGAAAUAAAGAUCCUAAUAAAGAAUCAAUGAAAGUAUCUGAAACACCUACAAAACAUCGCGAAACACGUAAUACAUUUAAAAGAGUUUUAACUGUUAUUGACAGUGAUUCAGAAUGAAAUGUGAAUGAUUGGAGUUUACUUUGGGGAACAAUUAAUGUUUUAUCUAUUUUUGUAUCUAUUGAUUUUUGAGAAAGAAUCCUAGAAUAUUAGUUUUAAUUAGAAUCUCGUGAUAUUAAAAGUUAUUAAAAUUAUUGUAUAUUUAAACAUAAUAUUCAAUGUUAAUUUAAUAGUUGUUCUUUAUAUUUAAAUUAUAUUUAGAUUCUUAUAUUUAUAAAGUAAAGUUAAUAAAAUUAGAAUAACCUUUAAAUAUUAUAAUAAAUCUAAUGUAAAAAUAAUUAAUUAUUUAAUUAUAUUGAAUUAAUUUCAAAUAAACAUCUGUUUCUUGUUAAUAGAUGAUAUACUUCACAUAUUUCAUCUUAUAAUUUUUGGUAUUAAAAUUGACUAUUAUUUUUGGAUUUUAUUAAAUCUAUACUAUAAAAAUAGAUAAAAAAAAUUAAUGCUUCUCUAAAAUAAAUUUAAUCAUAUAUUUUUGAUUUGUUUACUUACCUUAUUAUGGUAAGUAUAUUGUAUUUAUUUUAUGUAUAUUAAAAAAAUAUUAGUAAUUAAUGAAAUAGGAUAAGAUAAAUAAUAAGAUGUAAAAUUACAAUAUUUUAAUCUAUUUUGAAAUACAGUAAAAAAAACAUUUAUAUAAAAAUUAUAUUAUAUAUAAAAUUAUAUUAUUUAGAUAUAUAUCAUCAUAAUUAUAAUUAUAAUAUUAUAAUUAUACAUAUAUAAUUCUUAUGUAUAUAAAAAUAAUAAAUAAUUCUAAUUUUAUAUAUAUAAGAAUUAUUUAUUAUAAUAUAAAAAUCUAUUUUAUAAUUGAUUUAAUAUUUUAAGUUAUUUAAUAAUUUUUUUUAGAUAUUUUUGAUUAUGAUUUUUUUUUAAAAUUACUUUCUUUUUAUACAAGUAUAUAAAAUAUAAUCAAAAUCAAAAUAAUAGAACAUUCUUUGUUAUCUUAUUAAAAAUAUUUAGUUUUUAAAUAAAUGUAACAUUUAUAGAGUUUUAAA
This is a messenger RNA of Apis cerana (Asiatic honeybee), 2685 nucleotides long. RefSeq lists its product as uncharacterized. NCBI's taxonomy places the organism in Eukaryota, Metazoa, Arthropoda, Insecta, Hymenoptera, Apidae. The record is from RefSeq and is a predicted model, not a curated record. Gene Ontology annotation, cellular component: nucleus.